Messenger RNA from Salvelinus sp. IW2-2015, 1376 nucleotides. Its product is annotated as 2-acylglycerol O-acyltransferase 2-A. The record is from RefSeq and is a predicted model, not a curated record. Gene Ontology annotation, cellular component: endoplasmic reticulum membrane. Gene Ontology annotation, biological process: triglyceride biosynthetic process. NCBI's taxonomy places the organism in Eukaryota, Metazoa, Chordata, Actinopteri, Salmoniformes, Salmonidae. Gene Ontology annotation, molecular function: diacylglycerol O-acyltransferase activity.
AGAGGAGGGUCCACAAGGCAAGCAGUUCUGUUAGUUCUCAAGUUUGUUUGCAGAGUUUAACCCCAUUAGAAGGUGAACUAGAGACCAGCAACAACCGAAUAGCAGAACUUCCACAGUGCUGCACAAGCCCUUCAGUUUCAGAACUUUUAGUUGCAUCAAAUCAGGAGCUUUCACUCAAAAACAGCAACGUGUUUCCUCACACACACAGAAAGACAGAGACAGACAGAGACAGACAGAGAGAAGGGGACCAGACAGAGAGAAGGGGACCAGACAGAGAGAAGGGGACCAGACAGACUAACCCUCAGCUUGUAGCUGGAAAGGUUGUGUCUUUCCCGGAGAUGAAGAUUCAGUUCGCUCCGCUAAACAUCCCGCUGCGGAGGAGACUCCAGACAGCGUCUGGUAUCCAGUGAGAAAGCCAGUCUGUCCUACCUGCUCUCAGCUCCUAGAGGAGGUAAUGUGGCGGUGGUGGCUGUAGGGGGCGCUCCAGAGGCUCUAGACGCCCGGCCAGGAGCUCUCACCCUUCAGAUUCUACACCGCAAGGGAUUCAUCAAACUGGCACUAAAACACGGGGCUCAGUUAGUACCCGUGUUCUCCUUUGGGGAGAAUGAGCUCUUCGACCAGAUGACCAACCCUGCCGGCUCGCCGCUCCGCUGGCUACAGGACCACCUGCAAAGGCUCAUGGGAGUGGCACUGCCGCUGUUCACCGGGAGAGGAGUGUUCCAGUACAGCUUUGGUCUACUGCCCUACAGACAGCCCAUACACACUGUUGUGGGUAGGCCUAUUCCAGUGGUCCAGACCCCCUCUCCCACUAAGGAUGAUAUAGACGGUCUCCAUUCUCUCUACCUGGAGGGCCUCACUACGGUGUUUGAAGACAACAAGGACAACUACGGCAUUGCACCAGACAAACACCUCCACUUCAUCUAGACACACAUCUGUGUGAAGAGUUGUUCACACGUAUAAUCAGAAGAAAAAUAAGAUUUACAGAUGAACCCAAAGAUGCUGCAACACCUUGUAGAGUUCUAGCUGGAGGUUAGGGUUCUGUAGGGUUUUAUAAAACAUCACAAUACGUUGCAGAGCGUUGGAUUUGCCUGCUGUGGGGCAAGGAGACCCCCGACAACUGCGUGCCAUUUUCAAGGAAUUGUUAAAUAAAUGUUGUAAUAUCAGCAUCUCUUGAAGAGCUUAGUCAGAACAACAAAUGUCAGAUUAUUCCAUGGAAAACGGUUCCACACAUGUAGCUCUAUCAGAGUUAUACAGCAAGAAACUGCUUUCAUGAUCAGUAAACAUCAAUGAUCAUGUAGUUUCAGAGACGGGUAGCCUAUCUAUAUCGGCAACCGUUAAUUGGAUAUUUGAGUGAUAUGAAAUACACUGAACAAAAA